Messenger RNA from Lolium rigidum, 548 nucleotides. RefSeq lists its product as uncharacterized. Gene Ontology annotation, biological process: mitochondrial respiratory chain complex III assembly. The record is from RefSeq and is a predicted model, not a curated record. The coding region runs from base 1 to 486 and encodes 161 amino acids. The transcript has a single exon. NCBI's taxonomy places the organism in Eukaryota, Viridiplantae, Streptophyta, Magnoliopsida, Poales, Poaceae.
AUGGCCGCGGCCACACGCGCCCGCAGCGCCUCCCUCCGCCGCGCCCUCGCCGCCGCGAGGCCGGCCCCGGCGCAGCAGCUCCGAUCCAUCCACGAGGGGCCCGACACCAUCGACGAGCUCCUCGACCGCCACCUCUCCAAGAAAUCCCCCACCUCCUCCUCCCUCCUCGACAACGACGCGUUGGAGGCCCAGGCGCGCCGGCGGCUGACGAGCUCGCGGCGGGAGGCGCUCGGGCUGUACCGGGACAUCCUCCGCGCCUCGCGCCUCUUCGAGUGGCCCGACGAGCGCGGGGUGCCGUGGCGCGAGACCCUGCGCGCCAACGCGCGGCGCGAGUUCGAGGAGGCCCGCGGCGAGCGCGACCCGGAGGUGGUGGCGCGGCUCCUCAUCGGCGGCCGCGACGCCGUCGACCAGGCCCUGGAGCGCGUCGCCGAGGCCUCGCGCCGCAUGGUCCAGGCCGAGGAGGCCAAGCGCCGCGGCGGGGCGUAGAUGCAGCUCAAGAUCCCCAAAGCAAUUUCUCUGGCUGUUGCUGCUGUUUGUCUUUGUUAAUU